This is a messenger RNA of Ixodes scapularis (black-legged tick), 917 nucleotides long. RefSeq names its product 39S ribosomal protein L47, mitochondrial (gene mRpL47). The transcript is spliced from 6 exons. The record is from RefSeq and is a predicted model, not a curated record. Lineage: Eukaryota; Metazoa; Arthropoda; Arachnida; Ixodida; Ixodidae. Gene Ontology annotation, cellular component: mitochondrial large ribosomal subunit; mitochondrial ribosome. Gene Ontology annotation, biological process: mitochondrial translation. The coding region runs from base 89 to 868 and encodes 259 amino acids. Gene Ontology annotation, molecular function: structural constituent of ribosome.
AGUCCGUCCGGUCGUGUAGUGCGGAGAAGUGUGCUAGCGUACUCACGGAGUUUCGAGUGGGUUUUGUUACACGCGAAUAUACAGUAAAAUGAGUAUAAUUAAUAAGUGCCUUGGCCUAUGUAGGACCGUUUUAAAGAGAAGAAUCCUGGCAAGUGGUUGGUGUCACUUAAACGUCGCGGAAAGGCACGCCGAGGACAGAUGCUCCCCCGCCAUUCACACGUCGUGCGCACGGAGAGACCUCAUGGAGUUUUUCGAGCCAAAGGAUAACUGGGGAGCUCAGGAAGUCAAGUCGGGUAAAUCUUGGAGCACAGAUGAACUGAGGAUCAAGAGCAACAGCGACCUUCACAAGCUCUGGUAUGUGCUACUGAAGGAGCUCAACAUGCUCCUCACCAUGGAGGAAGCCGCAAAGGAAGCCUGCGAGUACUUCCCCAGCCCAGAACGAAUAGACAAGGUCCGGGAGAGUAUGGACAACCUGGAGACCGUGGUGCGGGAGCGCAAUGAAGCCUACUUCCUCCUCGAGACUGGGGAGACCGGGGAACAGCCGUGGAUCCUCAGGGAAAACAUCUUUGGCCUCGUCACAAAGUACGCCAAGCGUGAGCACCUGGUGCCUCGGAACUCGAACCCCAAGGGCUACUUCCUGCUGUGGCGCAACAAGGACCUGGCCGACUUCCUGCGGCUGUAUCGAGAGAAGGCCCUGAACAGGGAGGAGAACUUUGCUCGGAGGGACCGCCUCAAGGUCAUGAGCCUGCUGAAGCGCUUCCCGCACACGGACAGGGCGGUGCUCGCCCAGCAGUACCCGGGCGUGGACCUGGACAAGGUCGAGGAGCUGCUGUCCCUGAACAUCUUCACUGGGUACGCCCAGCACUGACCGGCUGGGGACACUCCGGACGUGCCUAGAUAAAGGAUUUGCAACAGUU